Molecule: messenger RNA, 4638 nt
Organism: Bufo gargarizans (Asiatic toad)
Lineage: Eukaryota; Metazoa; Chordata; Amphibia; Anura; Bufonidae
Gene: RAD21
Product: RAD21 cohesin complex component
Exons: 14
Coding region: 310-2205 (631 amino acids)
Biological process (GO): mitotic sister chromatid cohesion; synaptonemal complex assembly; replication-born double-strand break repair via sister chromatid exchange
Cellular component (GO): synaptonemal complex; cohesin complex
Molecular function (GO): chromatin binding; protein binding
Source: RefSeq, a predicted model, not a curated record
GCACCAAGAUGGCGGCAUCUCUACGCCGUAACCCCGCCCUCCAACCUACGUCACGCGCACGCCGCCGCUCUGGCCCGCUCCACUCCCCCUCUCUAUGGUGACGUUCGCUCCCUGUGUUAUUUCAUCAGUAAACAUCCUGCGGAUUUGAACGCGCUGUUUGGGCGGCAGGAAGGGGCGCGGCCGCCAUCUUGUUUGUUUGAGUGUGGACCUGGCAGCGGCGGAGAGGCGGAAAGGGAGGCUAAAAGCGAGCGGGGGCCGCCUCAAGGGAGACCGGAGGCCAGCACACGGCGGUAACUAAAGUGUUGGAAAAUGUUUUACGCACACUUUGUUCUGAGCAAGAGAGGGCCGCUAGCCAAAAUCUGGCUGGCGGCCCACUGGGACAAGAAACUGACCAAGGCCCACGUGUUUGAGUGCAACCUGGAAAGCAGCGUGGAGAGCAUCAUUUCCCCCAAGGUGAAGAUGGCUCUGCGUACGUCUGGUCACCUGCUCUUGGGAGUCGUGAGGAUCUAUCACAGGAAGGCAAAGUACCUCCUCGCCGACUGUAAUGAAGCGUUUAUCAAAAUAAAGAUGGCUUUUCGGCCUGGUGUGGUGGAUUUACCGGAGGAAAAUCGUGAAGCCGCAUACAAUGCCAUCACACUGCCUGAGGAGUUCCAUGACUUUGACCAGCCUUUGCCAGAUCUUGAUGACAUUGAUGUGGCCCAGCAGUUCAGCCUGAACCAGAGUCGAGUGGAAGAAAUCACCAUGAGAGAGGAGGUUGGAAACAUUAACAUUCUUCAAGACAAUGAUUUUGGUGACUUUGGCAUGGAUGACCGAGAGAUGAUGCGAGAAGGUAGUGCUUUUGAGGAUGACAUGUUGGUCAGCACCAGUGCCACUAACCUCUUAUUGGAGCCUGAACAGAACGCGAGCGAGCUGACCGAGAAGACCAACCACCUGGAGUUUGAAGAGCAGUAUAAAGAUGACAAUUUUGGAGAGGUCAAUGAUGGCGGCAUCCUGGAUGAUAAACUUUUGAGCAAUGAUGGAGGUGGUAUUUUUGACGACCCACCAGCUAUUCCAGAGGAAGGUGUUGCUCUGCCAGAGCAGCCUGCUCACGAGGAUGACCUGGAUGACGACGAUGUUGUUUCAAUGGGUGGACCAGACAGUCCUGAUUCCGUAGAUCCCGUGGAGCCCCUGCCAACCAUGACUGACCAGACUACUUUGGUACCUAAUGAAGAGGAAGCGUUUGCACUGGAGCCUAUUGACAUUACAGUUAAGGAAACUAAAGCCAAGCGAAAAAGGAAGCUGAUCGUUGACAGUGUUAAGGAGCUGGACAGCAAGACCAUCCGUGCCCAGCUGAGUGACUACUCUGACAUAGUGACCACUCUGGACCUGGCACCCCCCACAAAGAAGCUGAUGAUGUGGAAGGAGACAGGUGGUGUGGAGAAGCUCUUCUCUCUGCCUGCUCAGCCUCUCUGGAACUCCAGACUUCUGAAGCUGUUCACCCGAUGCCUCACACCUUUGGUACCGGAUGAGCUCAGAAAGAGGAGGAAAGGUGGUGAAGCCGACAACUUAGAUGAGUUCCUUAAGGAGUUUGAAAAUCCUGACGUCCCAAGAGAGGAGAUGAGGCAGCAGGAUGUUAUUGAUCAGCCCAUAUUGGAGGAAGCUAGUAGACUACAGGAGUCCAUGAUGGAGGGAAGCAGGACUCAGCUGGAUGAGACGGUGAUGCCACCACCUCCACCACCACCACCUCCUCAACCACUGCAGCAGGGUGUGAAACGUGAUUCUCAACAAAUGGAACCAGAACCAUUAAUUCCUCAGGAGCCAGAGCCACAGAUAGAGAUGCCACCAGUGGAGCUUCCUCCGGAGGAGCCCCCGAAUAUCAAUGAUUUAAUUCCCGAACUCAACCUUAUUCCUGAGAAGGAAAAGGACAAAGAGGAUGAAGAGGAGGAGGAGGAGGAGGAUGCCACAGGGACCGAGCAGGACCAGGAGGAGAGGCGCUGGAACAAGAGGACCCAGCAGAUGCUGCACGGCCUUCAGAGAGUCCUUGCCAGAACUGGUGCAGAAUCCAUAAGUUUGCUUGACCUGUGUCGAAACACAAACCGGAAGCAAGCGGCAGCCAAGUUCUACAGCUUCCUCGUCCUUAAAAAGCAACAGGCGAUUGAACUUACCCAGGAGGAGCCCUACAGUGACAUCAUCGCCACGCCGGGGCCAAGGUUUCAUGUGGUGUGAUUUGCUUCAACAGCAGCCAAAGCAAGCGACUUCACAACCCGUACGAACCUGUAUGCUGGAGCUUGCAUGGCAGAGUGGUGUAAUUAGGCUUCCCUGAGCGCCAUGCCGGUCAGCACCAGGUCACGUCGGUGAUCUCAUCCCUGGUUGUUCUCUUGGUUUCUGGCUGGUUUAAUAUGUACAAAGUUUGCCCCCUUUUUUUUUUUUUUUUUUUCCUCUUCCAUGUAACAUCUAUUUUUAAUGGGUUUUAAGUGUGGAUGGGUGAAUGUGAUAUAUAUUUUGUUCUUGGUCACAGACUCAUUUUACAAGUUCUUGAGGUUAAAAAAGAAAAACCAGGGUAGAGCAGUGAGGAAAUGCUGAGGACAGGGGUGUGCAGUAUUUAUGGCCGCGCUUCUUCCACCUCACGUUAUACUCACCUGGAAAAUGUUUUUUUAUACUUGUCAGAUCUUGGUCACGUUUUUAUGUUCUUUGGUCGAUUUGAAGUUUGCAGCAGAUAUAUCCGGUAAAAGAUUUUGUAUGAGAAGCUCAAACCUCAAAUUUUUGGUUUUAAAUUUCUAGACGUUUGAGUUUAUUACUCUUAUGAUCACUUUUAAGAUUGAACUUUUGCUGUUCAGCUUGUUCAUUUCUCUCCAUUUUAUGAUCACCCCAUGUUCUUGUCCACUUUUAAUAACUUUGUUCAUGUUAAGUUAAUACGAAAUGUUGGGACACUUUGUAAUAUACAAGAGAUGACGUGGGAUGUCUUAGGAACUGCAGCCGAUGGGCUUCAUUGUUACAUUCAUGCAGAUCUCCACAUAUAUAGAUCUCCUUGUUGUCAGUGGGCCAGCUAAAUCAGUCAAAAUGAGGUCUUGAUAAAUCAUGGAUACAUAUGAGAAGAUAUCAAGGAAGUCUCUUAUCUGAAAUCACUGUCAGUUUACAGAAUGAAUGGGGUUCUGUAGAAAUCAAAGCCCCCUUGGCACUGUUCAGAUGUUUUUUUACUGGAAAUGACCACAACUGAAGCAUACAUCAUUGGUUUUAUGGUGCUUCUCUUAGUCUACUUUCACACUCGUCCAAGACUGAUCCGCACAAAAUGUGAGUGUGAAAGUAGCCUUAGAUUGUUCGAUUUCUAGUAAAAGUUUGAGUAGGACAAAAGGAGUUUGGGCUCUAGUGCUUAUUUAAAGGUCUUCCGAGGUCAGACCGCCAAUGUGAUAUCCAGACGUCUCUGUGACCAACAGAUUAUGGUGACUACAUUUUUCUGGUCAAUGCUGCUGCAUGGACACGUGUGUGUUUGUGUAUAAUGGGACCUGUCAACAUUCCUGACUUGGGUUUUAGUAAAUGUAUUUGUCACCACGUUAAAGCAUAUUUUCAUAGAAUUCUACAUUCUGUUCCUCCUUUAUUCAUCCUGGAAAUCUGCCUAAAGUGAGAACUAGUUAUCGGUCAAGGGCGUGUCCCUACAGUCUGGUGCUGAAAGUCGGGCUGUGUAGAUGCACACCCGUUUGACGAUGAAAAGGGUAGCAUCCUGUUGUCAGCUUAUUCACAAAUUUACAGUAAGAAUAACCGAGGAACGGCACAACAAUUCUAAAAAAAAAAUUCACUGUAAAAAGUAACUAAUAUUUCACAGUAGUGUAUCAAAGGUUUUGAUUGCUGAGGUUCUGAGUGCCGAGACCCCCUGCCGAUCACUAAAACGAGGAUGAAAUCAUUGGAGGAGAUUUGUUAAGUGGUGCAAAGGAAAACUGGCUUAGUUUCCACCUUUCGUUUUCUGGGGCUCCUUGGGACAAUGAGAGAAUUAAGCAGAUUGGUUGCUAUGGGCAACAGAGCAGUUUUCCUUUGCACUACUUUUUAUAAAUCCCCUCGUCCCCAUUGAGCGCUGUAUUAUUGCUGACAAUAAAAAGCAAAGACUGUCUGCAUAGAAAUUCUGAGGCUGUCUUCAGCAUGGAGAGGCGGCGCUCCAUGGGAUUCUGAAGUCUUGUUUUAGUGAUUGGUUGGGGUCUCAUCGCUUAGACCCCAACCAAUCAAACUUGAUAUUUCUCUUUUAUAUAAAACUUUAGAUGGGGAACUGUAGUCUCCCUUUAAAUGACUGAAAUAGCGGUCUGGAGGAGUGACGGGUCCCAUCUCUGUAUCGGUGUGUGUGUGUGCAAAAAUAACGAAGUGUCGCAACAUUUAGUAUAAUGCUAAAUGAGCCCGGGUUAUUAAACUGCGGAGCAGCGCUCCUCGCCUGCAGAAUGGCAGCUCCACGUGUGAGGACACGGCUACACUUUUAUUUAUGUCUUGUGGGGUCUCCAGAAUUACAACACAAGGCGAUGUCUUUAUGGACAGCCCUAUCUUUUAUUUUAUGGGGGGUUUGGGGGUAUUUUUUUUUUUAUUGGCUUUUAUUCUACUUUUGUAGUAGGAAAUGUAAAAUAUUCCUGUAAAUAGUUACACAUUUUUAGUAUUAAGGCAUUAAAGGAAAGUUAAGUAAUA